Messenger RNA from Copidosoma floridanum, 2487 nucleotides. Its product is annotated as condensin-2 complex subunit D3-like. The record is from RefSeq and is a predicted model, not a curated record. Lineage: Eukaryota; Metazoa; Arthropoda; Insecta; Hymenoptera; Encyrtidae.
ACACUGAUAACACGCAAGUUAUGUUUAACUUUAGUGAAAUCGUCGUUCCUUGGCCGCGCUACCCGCGUUCGUGAAAAAUGAUGAUUUCUGAUAUGACCUGACAGAAAAUUCAUCAUGGAUCCCUUGCAGGUAUUUGAUAAUUUUAAACUCGACACUUUGGACGAAAAGUGGAGCGAUGAGGUCUGGGAAAGAGAGUUUUUGUCGUUUCCUGAGCCCCCGGCGGACUACUCUAUUAUUUUGGGUAGCCAAGAUAUGGAACAAUUUUUGAGAGAAACUAGCAGUACCUUGAAACAGUGGAUAUCCCAGAACAAGGAUGAUGAUGAGUUGAGCAAAGAAAGGUCUGAGGUUUCAUGGCAGACCAUUACAGCACUUGAAAUUAAUAUAAGAGGAUUGCUCGCUGUUUUGGGGUAUCUGAUGAAAACAGGUCAAGCUACAAGUGCCGACGAGGAUGACAGGCAAGCAUGUCUGGCCUCUACGAGUUUGUACUUUGUUUUGCUAAGUGUACCAGACAGUAGUACGUUUUAUGUCUUUCAUCCAAACUUGUAUCACCGGGCAUUAGAGACUUUGAAGUUGAGUGAACUCUUGGUGAUGUGCAAAAGGACUCAGAAAACCACAGAGUCAGGAAAUUCCAGUGGUGAACAGUUUCAGGACAUAUCGACGGGUGAAAGGUGCAGUUUGACGGAAGGCUUGAACAGCGUCAUGUACGAUCUGAUAACCUUGCUGCAAACUUUUUGCAUGAAGUUUCAGUUGAGAUCGUUGGAAAUAACUGUGAUAAUUUUUGUGGAAGUGACCAAGUUGGGUACAGAGGUCAAUCAUUUUGUGGCAAACCACAGUAAAAAACUUGCUACCCAAGAAGCUUCAAUCACCACUCUAGUUAACAAUGCUUAUGUUGCCUUGCAAUCUCUCAUUGAACCAAGGCACGGAACUGAAGAAAUUACCAUUAAAAUGAUCAUGAAAUGUUUGAUGCCUCACCUGUGUCCUCAUCUUCUGGAUUUACCGACCAGAGCAGCCAACGUAAUUUGGGACACGACAAUGUGUUUUUUGAAAACCAUAUUAUGUACAAAAAAGAAUAGUGCCAAACAAGGCAUGGAAAUAUUAAUCCAGCACUUGUUAGUCAAUUGCCCGGAUAGAUCGGAGCCCCGACAAAAGCAGGCUGGCAUUAUUGCUAAAUUAAUAAACAUUUGUCAAGAAGAGCUCUACCUUACCUGUAUUAAGAACGUUGUAUUGUUUUCUUUUUACAACAAAAUUCCUUUCAGAGUAUUCGGUCAAGAAGUCACGUCCAAACUACUGGCUGAAAUGGCAUUUAAUUUUGAGUCGGAGGACGAAGUAAGAAACCGAAAAAGAGCCAAAAUGGCCCUCAUUGCUGUAGUACACAGCCGUACGAUCGACGUUUCCAGCAUGGUAAGAGGCAAGUCACUGUCAACUAUAGAGUCAAUGAUAAGCUGCGAAGACUUUGCACUCGGUGAUUUCUUGAACACGUCGGAAGAAGAUCAACCCUUUCCAAAGCUCGAUGCUAUUCUGGCGGCCUUAUCAGGGGGUUCGAAUCCUCUUCCAGGGCCAAACGCCUUCAUGUCACGUCUCCUUGAGAGGAUGAAAGACGAGCGUGCACUUGUGAGGCGCAGCACCCUCCACGUGCUCCAGUACCUGGUGCCCUAUUUCCCAGCAUUGUUCGACAAAGUGGCGCCUAUCAUCGGCCUCCACUGCAGAGAUCCAGCUCUGAGCGUGCGCCGGGAGGCCAUCAACGCACUGGCCUGCCUCUUGCAUAGCAAUCCUCUGAACGAAACGCUUCUACGCGAGUACAUUAAAUCUGUACUGCCCAGGAUUUACGACGUCGAAGUCAAAGUCCAGGAGAGUGUUUUGGAGUCGUUGCAGAAUCUCGUCCUUAACGAGAUUAGUGAGUUUAGCAGUACCGACGAAGACGGGAUGAACGAGCCGGGGUACCAUUUGCCAUGGAACGUGUUAAGGGCGCUGACGCAGCUGAAGAUGAGAAAGAACUUGUCGAAAAUCUGUGAUAGCUGGGUAAAAAAUAAGGUCAUCACGGACUCGAUGAUCGGUAGGAUACAGUCGCACCUUGGCACGUUGCACAAUGAGGAGGCCUGGGUGCUCCUGCUGGCCCUCGCGGAUAAAGUGGCCCUGCCCAACAUGAGACAGUACUUUGAGGAUUUUGAGGAAGUGCUGGCGGGUGACGAGUUCGUCAAUAUUAUCAAACUCGAGGUGCUGAGGUUCUCGUGGCAGAAUAUGGACAACGAAUACCUGGAGAGUUUUUCGAAGCGGUGUUUCGACUGUCUCUGCAGAUUUGGCGUGCCCAUCGAGUCCAUCGGCACUUGUAUCGAUAUUUUGGACUGUAUGGAAAAGUAUUUGAAGAAGAAGAAGGAUGGAAAAGGCGAUGAUGGUGACGACGACGACGACGACGACGACGAUGACGACAUCCUCAGCUUGAUGAGACUGUCGGAGGCGCAAAUCAACAAAUUGAGCGAUGAAGACGAA